Messenger RNA from Esox lucius (northern pike), 3046 nucleotides. RefSeq names its product protein phosphatase 2, regulatory subunit B'', beta (gene ppp2r3b). The coding region runs from base 312 to 2078 and encodes 588 amino acids. Gene Ontology annotation, cellular component: protein phosphatase type 2A complex. The transcript is spliced from 14 exons. The record is from RefSeq and is a predicted model, not a curated record. Gene Ontology annotation, biological process: protein dephosphorylation. Gene Ontology annotation, molecular function: protein phosphatase regulator activity; calcium ion binding. Lineage: Eukaryota; Metazoa; Chordata; Actinopteri; Esociformes; Esocidae.
CUUCCCGAUUAGUGGUCUCUGCAAAGCGCUGUUCGCGCUUGUGUUUCUGGGACCAUAUCGUUACUACUGUUAAUCUAAAAUUGUCUUUACGUAUUACGUUUAUGUUGUUAAAAUGAAAUGAUGUUCACGAGAAUUGAACGGGUCUAAAUAUGUUUUUAGUUAUUAGUCCCGCGUUGUUUGCUUUUUCCUGUUACCUAGGGAACGAGAUCUGGAAUUCAAAGUGAACCCCGGUGAAAUGAACGCUUCCCUGCCAUUUGUGACCUGAAUACCUAUCUACAUUCAGGGGCGGUUGUCGUCAAAGUAGCUAGUAGAUGAGGGUAUACAACAUGCCAUCACCACAAGUCCUGCAACCGGUGCUUAAAAUGAAAGUGGACGAGCUCUUCCUUAAUUGGUUGAGUGAGCCAAAGACCCAGACGAUACUGAAGGACUACCUGGGCCUCAUCAAGAGUGGCCAGAGCCUUGACCCGGGGCUCAGCAACACCAAGGACGUAAGGUCGAUGACCUUCAACGAGAACAACAAUGUGGCGUCCAAGAGGAGUCUGUCUGACAGGCCGUCCGCUCCUCUCGGAACGCCCUCCAGCCCACCCUCUGUACACACACUGCCCUCUGGGAGCAGUACCAACGCCAGAGUGGUAGGACCCAAUGGGAGAGCGCUACGGAGGUCUGUGAGCAUCAAAAAGGCCCAGCUGAAGAGCGAGGAGCCCGUCGCCACGGCGCUAAGUGAAAGCAUUCCAAAGUUCUACUUCCCGCGGGGACGGCCCAAUGCCAACCUCAACAUUGACCACCUCAUUUCCAAGGUUGAGAAAAUAUUUUCCCAAUUCCCCAAUGAAAGGGCCACCAUUGAGGACAUGGGGCAGGUUGCCAAGGCAUGCGAGUGUCCUCUCUACUGGAAAGCCCCAUUGUUUAUUUCGUCUGGAGGCGACAGGACAGGCUUUGUGUCCGUCCACAAGUUCGUGGCCAUGUGGAGAAAAACCCUGCAGACGUGUCACGAUGACGUGUCCAAGUUUGUGCACCUUUUGGCCAAACCUGGCUGUAAUUACCUGGAACAAGAGGACUUUAUUCCUUUCAUGCAGGAUGUGGUGAACUCACACACAGGACUGGCCUUCCUGAAGGAGGCGUCUGACUUUCACUCACGCUACAUCACCACAGUUAUACAGAGGAUAUUCUACAAUGUGAACAGGUCCUGGACGGGCAAAAUCAGCUGUUCGGAGCUGAGGAAAAGCAGCUUUCUGCAGAACGUGGCCCUGCUGGAACAGGAAGAGGACGUGAACCAGCUGACAGAGUUCUUCUCCUACGAACAUUUCUAUGUCAUCUACUGCAAGUUCUGGGAGCUGGACACAGACCACGAUCUUUACAUUGACCAGAAAGAUCUAGCCCGACACAACGACCAAGCCAUUUCCCACAAGAUGAUUGAAAGAAUAUUUUCCGGGACUGUAACCAGGGAUCGACGCCUGCGUAAAGAUGGACGGCUGAGCUAUGCAGACUUCGUCUGGUUUUUAAUCUCAGAGGAAGACAAGAAGACAGAGACCAGUAUAGAGUACUGGUUCCGGUGUAUGGACCUGGACGGUGACGGCGUGCUGUCUAUGUAUGAGCUGGAGUAUUUCUAUGAGGAGCAGUGUGUGAAGCUGGAGACCAUGGCGAUCGAGCCCUUGCCCUUCGAGGACUGCCUCUGUCAGAUGCUGGACCUCGUCAAGCCGGAGGCCGAAGGUAAGAUCACCCUACGGGACCUGAAGCGGUGCAAGAUGUCCCACAUCUUUUACGACACCUUCUUCAACAUCGAGAAGUACCUGGACCACGAGCAGAAAGACCCCUUCUCGGUUGUAAGGGAGGUGGAGACAGAGGGCCAGGAGAUGUCGGACUGGGAGAAAUACGCCACGGAAGAGUAUGAUAUCUUGGUGGCAGAGGAGACAGCCACUGACCAGUACAACGAUGGGUAUGACCAUGCUCUGAGUCCCAUUGAGCCGCACAUCUCCAGUGAUUUGGGUCUGAGGUCAGACAAGGGAAGCUUCUUUUUGAUCCCCAACCCUCACUGCAACCUGGACCUGGACGAGUAUGAAUAUGAGGAUGACUUUGAAUGAACUCCGACCUCUAUCCCCUGAGCAGGCCAUCCAGGGGGAAUGGUGAGAGGAAGCAGGAAGCUGAUGCAGUAUGAAGGACAUUCUGUACAGCGGUUCUAGCGGUUGCACACCAAACCACAACCACAAAUGAACACACAACCCCACGUUAGUGAGUGGUGGUCGAACGUCUACCUCUGAACCACGAACGCUCAGCAAAGGGAACCCUGCCAUGCAUCAAUAAAAAACGACCGGAUCAACAAACUCUGCAUGGUUACUUAGCUUAAAGCUGGCAAGCAUUUUACCAGACACACGGCAGGAUCAACACACAGACAUUUUUUGUCGAGGGGAAGUAGCAUAUUUAUAAGCUGAAACGCCACCAGUGCAGUUAUCACCUUUGACCUUAAGUAGAGGAACCUUUAGACCAUGGAUCAGAAACCCUCCUUCUCUCUCCACCCUUCAUUUUUGGCCUUUGAUUUCUUUAUUGUAGAGUCAUUCACGCUAAUUCCUACAGGGUGGGUCGCAGCAGGAAAACACCUUUCAAGUUGAUUCAGUCACAGUGUAAAACUGUAACCAUGAACUUACAGAAAAAAUCUAACAUUCUAAGAAAUUGGCUAAUGCAACAUUCCAGAGAUAUAAACCGUUUCUGGUCAAGCGCCAAACACUGGCUGGGUCUUUCUGCCGGGAGGGCUGGAAUACCCUUACACACACACAGAAACACCCACACACACACGUACAGCCACACAGGGAUCAGUGGUAAAUACAGUAAUGACUUCAUCAGUAGAAUGCUGUUUUUGUGUGAAAGGUUCUAAAUUAUUAGAAAUAUUUAUAUAAAUAACUGUACAUAUUUUUUUGAGCUUGCUGUGUUGGUCAGAUGUUUUAAACAAAAUAAUAUUCAUGCUGUUUUUCUAUCUGACAAAAGUACUUUAUAGCAAUGUACUUUCAUACAGGACAAAUGAACCAAUUUUUAAAUGUCUGUUUUGUUCAAAUAA